AUAAUAAGUGGGGAAUGGGAGUGGAAAAUAAGGCAAACGAAAAAGUCUGCAGCACGCACCCAAACGCAGCACAGUAUUCCAACUUCAAACUCGAAACCCCCUUUCACUAAACAAUAAAGAUGCCGGAGGAGACGACGGCUAUAGACUACGUUAUGGAGGCGGCGUCGGGACCGCACUUCUCCGGCCUCCGUCUCGACGGUUUUAUGUCCGCCACUUCGUCUUCACCACGCGCUUCUGCCGCCGCCUCUCCCACUUCGUUUUUUCACCCCGUCGUCUCCGAUUCCACCGCGCUCAAGCAGCCUUUCGUAAUUGGGGUUUCUGGGGGAACGGCAUCUGGUAAGACGACCGUUUGUGAUAUGAUUAUUCAGCAGCUUCAUGAUCAUCGUGUAGUGCUCGUCAAUCAGGAUUCUUUUUAUCGCGGUUUGACUCCUGAAGAGUUGAAACGUGUGCACGAGUACAAUUUUGAUCAUCCAGAUGCCUUUGACACGGAGCAGCUCCUUGAGUGUGUUGGGAAGCUAAAGGCUGGUCAGCCUGUCCACGUUCCUAUAUAUGACUUUAAAUCACAUCAAAGGAGUUCAGAGAGCUUCCGCCAGGUGAAUGCAUCUGAUGUAAUAAUACUGGAGGGUAUUCUUGUAUUUCAUGACCAACGAGUGCGAAACUUGAUGAAUAUGAAGAUUUUUGUUGACACAGAUGCUGAUGUGAGGCUUGCACGUAGAAUAAGACGGGAUACAGUUGAGAGGGGUAGGGACAUAAACUCAGUCCUUGAACAGUAUGCAAAAUUCGUGAAGCCUGCUUUUGACGAUUUUGUUCUGCCAUCGAAAAAAUAUGCUGAUGUUAUUAUACCCCGUGGAGGUGAUAAUCAUGUUGCGAUUGACUUGAUUGUCCAACAUAUUCGCACCAAGCUUGGCCAGCACGACCUGUGUAAGAUAUAUCCUAAUGUGUAUGUGAUACAGUCGACUUUCCAGAUAAGAGGUAUGCAUACCCUGAUUCGAGACAGAGAGAUAUCAAAACAUGAUUUUGUAUUUUAUUCCGACAGGCUUAUCCGUCUGGUUGUGGAGCAUGGUCUUGGCCACUUACCCUUCACCGAGAUGCAAGUUGUCACUCCAACUGGGUCUGUAUAUACCGGUGUCGAUUUUUGCAAGAAAUUGUGUGGGGUUUCUAUCAUUCGAAGUGGUGAAAGCAUGGAAAACGCACUGCGUGCUUGUUGCAAAGGGAUUAAAAUUGGGAAAAUCUUAAUCCACCGUGACGGUGACAAUGGAAAGCAGCUUGUAUAUGAGAAACUUCCUAACGACAUUUCCGAGCGCCAUGUCCUUCUCCUUGACCCAGUUCUUGCUACAGGUAACUCUGCUAAUCAGGCAAUUGAGUUACUCAUACAGAAAGGAGUUCCAGAAUCACACAUUAUAUUUCUAAACCUCAUAUCUGCACCCGAGGGAAUACAUUGUGUUUGCAAACGUUUCCCCUCCUUAAAAAUUGUGACCUCAGAGAUUGAUGUGGCACUGAAUGAAGAAUUCCGUGUGAUACCUGGUAUGGGAGAAUUUGGUGAUCGUUACUUCGGCACUGAUGAUUGAUCUCAGGCUUCUGGUCUCACCCAUUUGAUGCAUUGGGUCUGCUUUCUAUUGUAAAUUAAGUCUGCUGAAUGCUGAUGCUUCAUUAUCGACUCAAUCAUGUACCUUUGUCGAACAAGCUUUACCAGUAUAUAAUUUCUAUGCACCCUUGCCAAAGUUUUCAGAGUGGUGCUCUCUCUAAAAUAUUCUUGUUUUAAUCAGUACUAAACAUUUGGCGCUAACGCUCCAAACGAGGGAGCAUUUGUUUUGGGUUACUCCACUAAUGCCUCAUUUGGGGUAAGAGGUUAAACCGACCUCAAAGGCCCCCUUAAUUGUGUAGUUGAAUAUUUGUGGUCUCUUCUGGAUUAACAACUGAUGCAUAUUUUAAUAAAUGCGCUGUUACUCAAA
Molecule: messenger RNA, 1952 nt
Organism: Erythranthe guttata (spotted monkey flower)
Lineage: Eukaryota; Viridiplantae; Streptophyta; Magnoliopsida; Lamiales; Phrymaceae
Product: uridine/cytidine kinase UKL1, chloroplastic
Molecular function (GO): kinase activity; ATP binding
Source: RefSeq, a predicted model, not a curated record